This is a messenger RNA of Podarcis muralis (Common wall lizard), 3815 nucleotides long. NCBI's taxonomy places the organism in Eukaryota, Metazoa, Chordata, Lepidosauria, Squamata, Lacertidae. The record is from RefSeq and is a predicted model, not a curated record.
AUGUUAGGGGUCCAGGCAAAGCCAACCGGGUCUCCUGCCAUUGGAAACAGCACUGAAGGCAGCCCAACUGCAGAGCCAGAAACACGGAAGCUACGUUUGGUGGAUGGAAGAAGCAACUGUUCUGGCAGAGUGGAGGUUGAAUACAACGGUACCUGGGGCACCAUAUGUGAUGACAACUGGGACCUGGCUGAUGCUGGAGUUGUGUGCCGGCAACUGCAUUGCGGCUGGGCUCUUCAGGCUCCUAUUGCCUCUCAUUUCCAGAAGGGGACAGGCCCCAUCUAUUUGGAUGAAGUGAAGUGCUUGGGGAAUGAGUCUUUUCUGUGGGACUGUCCAUCCGAGAGGAACCAUGACUGUGGACACAAGGAAGAUGCCGGUGUAAUAUGUUCAGAGCACCAGGAGUGGCGGCUGUCAGAAGGACUAGAUGCUUGUGCCGGCCGAGUGGAGGUUUAUUACCGGGGCACCUGGAACACUGUGUGUGAUGGCAACUGGUACCAGGAUGAGGCUGAUGUGCUCUGUCACUCAUUGAACUGCAGUGAGAAGGCCUCAGUCCCGAGAGUGCCUUUCAACCACACGCUGAUGGGCAAGAUGUACUAUGACUGCUCCGGAACAGAAAACUCGCUUGCCAGCUGCAGCUGGCUCUACAACAAUAGCAAUGUGUGCGCUGCCCAGUUUGGAGCUGCUGGUGUGAUCUGCAAUGGAACUCAAUACAAAGGCUCACAGGGUUUGGCAGGCCCUGCAAACACACAAGCGACAGAAGCAGUGACUCCAGUCUCCCACCUGACCAGUCCACGUUGGACUGCACCUGAGAACUUAGAUGUUAGACCAUCAUACCAGAUACUGCAAAUUCUCUGCAUCGUCCUGGGUCUUCUCCUUUUUUUGGCCAUUCUGACUCUAAUUAUCACCGUUUUGCGUCACAGGCGAAGGAAAAACGUUGCAGAUAGUGCCAAUCCCUGUGCCUCAACCACUGCCCCCAUCCUUCUAAAUCACAUCAUGCAAGUCUCAGCCACUGGAACACGCAACAACUAUCAGCAAGUCCCCACAAACCUCCCCAAAGAAGAAGCAACGGCAGUGCUGCCUACACCCCUUAGUGAAGACUCUGAUUCCGACUAUGAACACUAUGAUUUCAGCAGCAAACCACCUGUGCAACUGUCUACCUUCUACAGUGAGCAUCUCACCACUGCCAGUCAUUUGGUGGUGGGGGGGGUGACAGUGAUAUUCUGUGGAUUCUCCUACCCGUGUUUUGAAAGAACCUCCUUCUCCCCUUCCCCUGCAUCUGGGAGCUUGAUGAUGAAGUCUGUUUGGCCCCUGCUUUCAGAUUCUCUUCGAAACCGAGUGACUGAUGAAGACCCUCCCCGUUACAAUUUUGCAAUGCCAGCUAUGCACGAGGAGGGGGACAACAAGCACCCCACCUCAGAGGCCUAUCCACAAGCAGCAGGACCUGCGGCUGAAGACAGUGACAGCACCUCUUCUGGAGAUGCAGACUGGUAUGAGAACAUCCAGAAACCAGAGCAACAGGAAAGCCAUCCAGGAAACGAGCCUUCCUUUGGAGGUUCGACAGCUUCCCCUAGACCUUUGGUGAACUGCAAGGCUGGGCCUGGGAACAGCUCAUUUGACAGCAGCAGCAGCAGCGAUUAUGAUGACAUGUGGGCCUAAAGGGCAGGGAAGCAGCUGGGAUGAUGCCGCUUCAUCUGUCGUCAGCAACGCCUCCAUCAGAAACAGCCAAGGGUGAUGGCAAGGCUGAGAACUGAAAGGGACCUACCUGUUCCCACAGUCUGGGCCUCAAGGAUUCAGCAUUUUGGAAGAAGACCAAUUUCCACAAAGAUACAUGUGUGUCCAACUCCAUUCCCAGGACCAACUAGAAAUUUGUUGCAGUCACAGAGCCAUGUGUUUAUUCUGCCUGAGAUUUCCAACUUGUGCUAUUGUGAGAAUAACUAUAUGAGGGUGAAGAAAAGAACUGAGGCCUCAGAUAGAUUUCUUUUCCCCAUUUUGUAUGGCCAGCCGGCAGUGUACUGUCACAAAGCAGUUGAUCCACUGACAUUCCUACUGCCCCAGCAGGCUGACUUCUAGCUUCAAAAUCCAAGCAGCUGGAGCAGAAGCUUCUGGCAAUAAGCACUGGCCAGUCCCCUUGAAUGGUGGUACAUCACCAACACAGACUUCCCCAUAGCUGCUACCCAGGAUGGAUCUAAAACAAAGUCCUUGCUCUAGGAAUCAGAGCCUCUCUGACAGUUUCUUCCUUGGGGAGAGCUCUCAGUUAAAUGCCAGGGUUUCUUGGAUAAGGGUGGGAUGCUUUUAUGAUGGGAUUAGUCAAGGCUGUUCCACCUGAAGAAAGCCAGAAUUGCUGUUUCAGAGGCUCUGCUUUCUCCUCACUGUGGGGAAUGGGGCACGGAUUGCCAGGACUAGCCCCACCUCACAGCAGUUUUAGCUUUCCACUCAGGGCUUGUGAAGGCCUGUGAGCUCCUGAGAUGAAAGGAGGACAGCAGCUCCUUCUGCUACAGAAGCAAAUUUGGGGAAGAACCAGAGUUCAACUGGCAGCAAAGAGCUUUGCCUGCAGUCAGGCCCAGAUGCAGUCCAUGGUGUCUCCAGUUCAAAACAUCUCAUGUAACAAGGCUGGGAAGGACCUUGGCCAGACACCCUGGAGAGCUGCUGAUGCUAGGCUAGAUGGACCAACGUUCUGACUAGAUAUAAGGCAGCUUCAUAUAUGGUCUAAGGCCAGGGCUGAGAAACCUGUGGGCCACCGAAGAACUCUGACUGUCAGCCAUGCUGGCUGGGGCUGAUGGGAAUCCUGCAAUUUCCAAAAAGCCACACACAGCAAUGACAGCUGCUCUAUGUGUCUGGGAGUAUACUGUCUGGGUUAACUGUAAGCCCCCCCCCCCGCACUUUGUGCUGCACUGUAGCCAGGACCGGAAGCAUCUAAUGGCAGAAAUGAAUGUAUCUGAUGAAACCCAAGCACAAGCAUCUUCUAUUUAUUAAGAGAGUUGCAUUCUCCUGAAGCGGGGAUCAAAUUCUUAUUACUCAUCCCAGCACGGUAAGGUAGACAGUGGCACUUUUGUGAUGAUGGCGAAUUGAAUAUCUGCUUUUUAUUCUCCUUGCAGAUUUUGGAAUUGGAGGUGCAGCCUGCGAGGGAGGGGUAGGGGGCUGCUGGGCCCCCAGAAGCCAGAAUCAAGAGCCAGGGAGCGACUGCUGUUUGAGCUCUCCCAGUCUCUGGCACUCAUUGUCUGUGAGGUUCUCAAGGGCCCUGUCUGGUCCCUGUCUCUUCCAGAUCUUCAUAAGAGGGUAUUAAGUAGAGCAACCCUAAUUUACAUCUAUGCUAGAGCAGGGAGGCAUUUCAGAGAUUGGCUUGUAGAGUCAUCAACCACAUCCAUUGCUUUGCCAUUAUUGCUGCGGGCAGUGGGGAAGAUGGGGCAGCCUGUUUGUCUUCCCUCCCAUUAACUACAAUAGAGGGGGUUAUUUGCGUCAACCCUAGGGGCUGCUGUGGAGUUUCUCCAUUUCUGUGGAUGGGUUGGGGGAAAGGUGGCAUAUCUGUGCCUAUGUCCAACUUGCCCUGUUUCCACUCCCACCAGUGGAAGCCCAUCUGUGCUCUUCACUGGUGUGCCGGGACAUUCUAGCAAUGUAAUGCCAUUCUGCCAGCAAACUUCUGUCUCUGCCAGCAGAGAGAUACAUAAUGCUAUGCCACUUUCUAAGGCUCCUCAGGCAGCUCUAGGGUGGGGUUAGGAUUCUUCCCUUAGCACAUUUCAUUUUUCAACAAAGUCGUUUUUUAAAAAUAUUUUGAUGUCUACGCAUAAGAAUGAAAAGAGUGAAUGCAACAAAUGUGUACC